This is a messenger RNA of Conger conger (European conger), 2493 nucleotides long. RefSeq names its product ATG5 autophagy related 5 homolog (S. cerevisiae) (gene atg5). Gene Ontology annotation, biological process: autophagosome assembly; C-terminal protein lipidation; nucleophagy. Gene Ontology annotation, cellular component: phagophore assembly site membrane; cytoplasm; Atg12-Atg5-Atg16 complex. Lineage: Eukaryota; Metazoa; Chordata; Actinopteri; Anguilliformes; Congridae. The transcript has 8 exons. Bases 149 to 1105 code for a protein of 318 amino acids. The record is from RefSeq and is a predicted model, not a curated record.
UAGAUAUUUAUAGGCUCGCCACACGAAUGUUGAUGCAAGUAGUUUGACGGCCACUUGGUGACAGUGUUUUGCCUUCUUCAUACAUUGCUAUUUGAAAGACAUUGCUUCUCUAAUUUUCCUUUACUGGUGAGGUUCAGAGUGCAACUGAAUGACAACACCGGGGCCUUCUCUUUUCUUACCAUCGCUGGUGGAUGUGAUACGGACACAACACAAAAGUAACGUCUGUUCGUUUGUAACUAGAAGACAUUCUUUAUGUGCCACCUGGAGUUACAGAAGUAUGGCAGAUGACAAGGACGUGUUGCGGGAUGUUUGGUUCGGGCGGAUCCCCACCUGCUUCACCCUCAACCAAGACGAAAUCACCGAGAGGGAAGCAGAGCCAUUCUAUUUGCUUUUACCCAGGGUCAGUUAUCUAACGUUGGUCACAGACAAAGUGAAGAAGCACUUUCACAAGGUGAUGAGACAGGAGGACCUGGAGGAGAUGUGGUUCGAGUAUGAGGGAACGCCUUUGAAAUGGCACUACCCGAUUGGCGUGCUGUUUGACCUCCAUGCCUCCAACACUGCCCUGCCCUGGAGCAUCACCGUGCAUUUUAAGGACUUCCCAGAGCAGGACCUGCUUCACUGCCCCUCAAACUCUGUGAUCGAGGCCCAUUUCAUGUCUAGCAUCAAGGAGGCUGACGCCCUGAAACACAAGGGUCAGGUGGUCAAUGAGAUGCAGAAGAAGGACCACAAGCAACUGUGGAUGGGGCUGCAGAACGAUAAGUUUGACCAGUUCUGGGCGAUGAACAGGAAGCUGAUGGAAUAUCCUACAGAGGAAGGUGGAUUCCGGUACCUCCCGUUCAGGAUAUACCAGACGAUGAGCGACAGGCCGUUCAUCCAGAAGCUGUUCCGUCCGGCGACUCCUGACGGGCAUGCCCACACCCUAGGAGACCUGCUGAAGGAGAUGUUCCCAGCUGCCAUACCCCAGGACGAUGAGCAGAUGAAGUACCAGGUCAUCAUCCAUGGGAUCGAGCCCAUGCUGGAGACUCCCAUCCAGUGGUUGAGCGAACACCUGAGCCACCCGGACAACUUCCUGCACAUCUGCAUCAUCCCGGCGCCCAACGACUGAGAGACGCCCCCCCCCUUCCCGCCCUCCCUCCCCCCGUAACCAGGAACGCCCUCGGACAACGCCGGGGGACGCAUCUUUUUUUACACCAUCGCUCUCUGGAAACUGGAGACUCUCCCAGAGGAAACUCUCUUUGCCCUAAUCUCCAUCGCUCUGGCCUUCACUUAUCUUUUUAGUCGCUCUCUCUCUCCCUCCCUCCCUCUCUCUUUCUCUCUCCCUCCUCCUCUUCCUCCUCUCUUCACGGUCCUCCUCCCCGCAGCGUCGGUCAGUCUGCAGGCCCUCCGAAACGGGAGAGGAAGCGAUGAGCGCGGACGGCAGUCAGACAAACAGUCAGACGAGGAAGCAAACACAGACGGCGCAUUUCCUGGAGGGAGCGGAGAGGCCGGCCGCCUCAGCGGGACUGCCGGGAGCCACGCCCACUCGCUGGCGGCCGAUCAUGUUCCCAGAGUCGUUACCGCCCCGACCCCACCCCUCCCCGAAGGGGAAUGAACUGAUUUCUGUUUCGUUUACAACCCCGUCCUUUUAGAUCCGUGCUCUCCUCACAGUUCGUUAUGGGAAGCUAUUCCGAGCUUCACUAAUUAGGCCAGUCAGGGUCUCCUUCCUCUCUCUGUGGACAGGGGACGGGGGGUAAUUAUUUUAAUAUGUCACUUUUUAGCGUUAUAUGGAUUAAGGGAAACGUGGGGGUGUGAGUGACAGAGGUGUGAAAUGAGAGAAAGGAAUUCUGGCUGUCUGGUCUGUUUGCUUUCAUGUCAAACCCCCAACCCCUCCACACCCCCUACCCCAACCCCUCCACACCCCUACCCCAACCACCAAACCCCCAACCCCUCCACACCCCUACCCCAACCACCAAACCCCCAACCCCUCCACACCCCCUACCCCAACCACCAAACUCCCAAAUCUACCACACCCCCUAUCCCAACCACCAAACCCCCAACCCCACUACACCCCCUAUCCCAACCACCAAACCCCCAAAUCUACCACACCCCCUAUCCCAACCACCAAACCCCCAACCCCUCCACACCCCCUACCCCAACCACCAAACCCCCAACCCCUCCACACCCCUACCCCAACCGCCACCACACCCCUACACCAAUCACCAAACCUCCAACCCCACCACACCCCUGACCCCAACCACCUACCCGCUUAGUUUUGGGUGGUGUUUGAAGACGUUGCGUCCCACAGACAUUCUCGGCAUCAGUGGCUUGUCAAAUUCACAUAUGUGCAGUUACCUAGCUUAUUUUUUUCUGGAAGCAAAAUGUAAGGACGGGCAGUAACCUUGUCUGAGUGUGGCCGUUACUGUUUCAGGGGGCUUGUCAGUCCCCAAUGAGACGAACGGCAACUGCAUUGUGAAUUAAUGAAAGCAUAGUCAUCUUAAAAUAUCUUAAAACACA